Engraulis encrasicolus (European anchovy) is the source of this 4539-nucleotide messenger RNA. RefSeq names its product CCR4-NOT transcription complex, subunit 7 (gene cnot7). Gene Ontology annotation, cellular component: CCR4-NOT complex; CCR4-NOT core complex; P-body. Gene Ontology annotation, molecular function: poly(A)-specific ribonuclease activity; nucleic acid binding. The coding region runs from base 1131 to 1991 and encodes 286 amino acids. The transcript has 7 exons. The record is from RefSeq and is a predicted model, not a curated record. NCBI's taxonomy places the organism in Eukaryota, Metazoa, Chordata, Actinopteri, Clupeiformes, Engraulidae.
AUGCGCAGUAAGUGCCCAGAAGUGGCGUCUGUGUGGUUUCAGGGAUAUUGGAAAGUUAGACGAUAUAAUAAACUACAGAAAAAGACGUGUAUUGCAGAGUCAGUUUAGGUGCAACGUGCACAGCCUUGUUUGAGAAGAGGUAAGUUCUGCCUGUUUGGCCAGGAUAGAAGUUGCCUCGGCAGGACAGGACAUAGCCUAUUUAUGGCAAGCGUAGGGAGCUGCUCAGCCUUCUCCAGAUAGCUCUAGAAAUUCUAUCACAUCUAAAGUUUGCGAUCUUGCUGCAUCAGCACUGAGCAUAACGCUAAGAUGGAAAUGUCCAUGGCAUGCAUUCUACAAACUGACAAUACACUACCUAGAAAUGUUCUAAUAACGACCUCAAGUGUGACUGAUGAAAAUGCUAGCUGACUGCGGUAACUUCAGUAGAUAUGACUAGCUGAUGUUAGUUUUGCCAGAAGCUGUGUAGCGUAGGUCAAAUGGAUAUUUCCCUUUGUGGACAUCAAAACAUGCUGGGUUUAAACGGUGAAAUGACAGGAGUGUCUUGUCAGCUUGUUGCAGCUCGUGCUCUGAAAGGCAAGCAUGGGCGUAUGUCGAUAUUUCCCUCCUUGAUUUGUAACCACGGUUCUAACGUUUGGUAGCUAGCAUGUUGAGGUCUUCAUCUUUCUGUAACGCACGGUCUACGUCAAAGCAUCUCAAGUAAGUGUGCUGCAUCGAAAGGAAUUGCAUAAUCAUUGUUCUACACUAAUUUGUGGUUAAGACGACGAGUUAAGCAUAGCGGUGAUGACCAAAACAACUGCACUGACUCACUGGGCAUAGACUGCAGAACUAAGCUUACAAAAGUUUGAUUGACAGUAGGCCUAUGGGCACUGGCAGGCACAGAUGACCGGAUAUAGUUAAGUGUUAAGUUAUAGUUGGAGAAAACAACCUAGAUCUGGUGGGUUAUUAUUCAAACUGUCGGAUGCAAACCAUCACUGAACUCAGGAUAAGGCUCCUAAGAUGUGUUUUUAGGUAAGGUGAGGCAUCUGGCUGUAGCAGGCCCAUGAAGGUUUUUUCUUUCCUCCACCUACGCGUACUAGUAGCAGCGCUCAGCUUGUGAUGCCGGGCGACUGAGUCGGAGCGGUCGCACUAGCACUAUGCCUGCAGCCACCGUGGACCACAGCCAGCGCAUAUGUGAGGUCUGGGCCUUCAACCUGGACCAGGAGCUGAAGAGGAUUCGCCAGGUCAUCCGCAAGUUUAACUAUGUCGCCAUGGAUACAGAGUUCCCUGGCGUAGUGGCCAGGCCCAUAGGCGAGUUCCGCAGCAACGCUGACUACCAGUACCAGCUGCUCCGGUGCAACGUGGACCUGCUGAAGAUCAUCCAGCUGGGCCUCACCUUCAUGAACGAGCAGGGCGAGUAUCCACCCGGCACCUCCACCUGGCAGUUCAACUUCAAGUUUAACCUCACGGAGGACAUGUACGCUCAAGACUCCAUCGAGCUGCUGACGACGUCGGGUAUCCAGUUCAAGAAGCACGAGGAGGAAGGCAUCGAGACGCUCUACUUUGCCGAGCUGCUCAUGACAUCCGGCGUGGUGCUCUGCGAGGGUGUCAAGUGGCUCUCCUUCCACAGUGGCUAUGACUUUGGGUACCUUAUUAAAAUCCUGUCCAAUGCCAACCUGCCGGAGGAGGAAGCUGAUUUCUUUGAGAUCCUCCGCCUCUUCUUCCCCAGCAUCUAUGAUGUCAAAUACCUCAUGAAGAGCUGCAAAAACCUCAAGGGAGGCCUGCAGGAGGUGGCAGAGCAGCUGGAGCUGGAGAGGAUCGGGCCACAGCACCAGGCCGGCUCGGACUCACUACUCACCGGCAUGGCCUUUUUCAAGAUGAGGGAGAUGUUCUUUGAGGACCACAUUGACGACGGCAAGUACUGCGGCCACCUCUACGGUCUGGGCUCCGGCUCCUCAUACGUCCAGAACGGCACGGGCAACGCGUAUGAGGAGGAGGCUAACAAGCAGCAGUCCUGACCUUUCACCCUUCACCUCUGAACUCCGCGAGCCCUAGACCCUGACCUCGGCCAUAGACCGUACACACUCGAGGCCAUAGAGCACUAAGCCUCCAUCAUGUUCAUCGGUUCAUUUCAGCAGGAUGAGAUGGUGAUGGAGGAAGAGGAAACGCCAACAGCGACAUUGAAGACAAGUACUGUAGAUUUGCCCUUUUACCCAAAAUCUUGUCCUUACAGGGUUGGUUAAAAAAAACAAAGUCUAAAGAGAAAUUGAAUUGAGAAAGUAGAAGUUGGCAACGGCUCCAUGCCACUCCAAAAAAAACAACAACAAAAAACACUUUUCUGGAAUACAGAGAUCAAGCAUUUCAACAUUAUUUUCUGUGAAAGCUCCUUGAAAUGGCUUCUGGGUUAUUUUGAACUUCAUAUGCAGUAUGUAUACGGGGGCAUCGUACAAACCGCAAUUUAUAUUAUUUUUGUUGGUUGCAUUUUUUUUUAAGAAAGAAAAGAGACUGUUUUUGCACUUUAUAAGCUCAUUGGCAGACUUGUAUACGAAGCUACAAGAAACUGUUUCCUCUAAGUUGCCUUCUUUCACUUAAUACUUGGUUUCAGUCCAUUGUUCUGAAGGGCAGAGAGGAGUGAUAGUUGAGGAUAGUUGAUGACGUUCUAGUUCAUGUUCUCACCCCAACAAUAUCUCAGCCUUAAAAAUAUGCUACCAUUUGUGUCCUUUGUAGUUAACUUGCACAACAUUUGUUUAUUCGUUUGUAUGUUUGGCUAGUUUGUUUGUUUGUUUUUUGGCCAGCCGUUGGGCUGCCGAGUAGCUACGAAGUCGCAUCAUGACGUUCCCUGGUUAACAGGAUUAGAGACGUAUUAUAUUGUUUUUUUAAUAAAUUAUUUUAUGAAGGGAUCUUCCAUACAUACACACACAGGAAGAGAAAGAGAAACUGAGGCACAUGUGUUUUAUAAUUUAGCAGGACUGAAUGCUGGUUUUGACAGUAGGUGUGGCAAGGAUUGGGAUUCUUAACUGCCAUCAAGGAAUUAAUUACAUAAAAUGUUGUACAUUUUUCAUGGCUAUAGCCCAUUUUAGAUUUUGAGGAAAUGUUUCAUUUAAGGAUUGUGCUGUGUUUAAGUAAGAAGACCACCUUAAUUCCCUAUUUAUUAAUUGAAAAAAAAAAAUCAUAAGAAUUAUGUCUUCUCCUGCCUGCCGACCCAUUAGUUGUGGGACAUUCGUCUGCGCCAGGCGUCAGUGAACAAAGUUCAACAGUGUUUUUUUGUUUAUUAUUAUUAUUUUAUUAUUUUAUUUCCUAAGACUGUUUCCCCCCCUCUUUGUUUUCUUUGUAACAAAAAGGUAUUGCCAGUCAGUCAAUGCACAUCCUGCAGGUGUUUGAACAUUAACACUAAACAUGGCACUUGUUUUCCGAAACUAGGCCAAGCUCUCUUCCAAUGGCCUGUCAGGGCUGUGUGUUUUCGCUUCGCAUGGCCCAGUGCAACCAUAUAUCAUAAAUUGUCUACCGUUAAGUGGUGCUGUAAGAUGUCCACCUCGUCACAGAUCAGCCUUCUUUUACUGUAAAGGUCCAGUGUGAUAUUGAUGUAGUAGUUUAUAUCCAGAAUGUAGGCUGCCCAAAUGUCAUGUUUUUCAUGAAUAUUUACAUCCGCGAUCAAUGACCAGGUACGUAUUAUGGCUUGGAAAUCUACACCUUUCGUACAUGAAUAGGCGGGUCUUCUCCAUGCAAGUCCGCCAUUUUGAAUUUCCAGUCAUGGACAUUUUUGAUUGCGAACUCUACUCUGGUCAGACCAGUGAAUACUUGUACUAAUACUAAUAAGUACAUAUUCAUAAAAUAGAUAGAAUUUGCAAAUGGGUUGCAUACACUUUGAAAACCAACUGCAAAAAGUAUGCACUGGCGAUGAUGCAAAAUCCAUGUGUUGUUCUAUGUCCAUGAAUUGUACACACUUUUGGUUUCUUUUCUUCGUGUGGAGUGGUGUGCCUCAUACUGUACACAAGUCUGUGAACAUCCAUGGGUGUUGAAAACAUGAGGGCAAAGGUGUGGGGGUAAAAAAUAACUAAAUUCUGAUUCAAAAAGUCAGCUUGCAUGUAUAUCGUUGCAGUUUGGAAUUUAGCAAGGAUUAUAAUACGACUAUAGUGUAUAGAAAUAACUUUCUUUUAUAGCUUCUUUGCAACCGUGUGCUUGCCUUGUCCACGUGGGUGUUUUGCAUUUAAGUGCUUGGGGCAUGGCACUUGCAAGUUGAAAACCUGAGUCGCAAUCUAGUCUCGGCUGACGACUCCAUACAUUUUUCAUGUGCGAGGCAAGGCCUCUGACCGUCUGGUCACUCUCUUUACACUUCCAACGUGUGACGACAGGAUUGAUCUUAACAAUCAUUGAACACAAGAACACAAGAGGUGUGUUUUAUUUUUUGUUUGUUUGUUUUGUUUCUUUUCUUUUUUGUUUUGUUUUUAGAGUGUGUAAAUAAAAAGAGCUGUGUUUGUUUUUCUAACACUAUUAUUUGAGCAUGUCAAAUUUGUAUGUGUAUUUGUAGACCUUGGUUUUAUAGAAAUACAAGAAAAUGUUACAAGA